AGUUUGUCAACCUGUUCCACAACGGGCCGGUACAGUACACAAUGUCUGAAUCGAGGUGACUGUGAUGUAUCUUACGAAAACGUUUUUUUGGCAGUUUGUGAUGGGUGGCACGUCGGACUUCUCGUUGCCAUCCGAAGUCCGACCCAUCGUGUCCUUAUGCCUGCCAGUUCGAACGGAGAAGCUGUUCUGUACGUGCUGGGAUUGCUAGGAUCGUGGUUCUACGUAUCUCGAGAUCAUCCCUCAAAACAUGUCGCUCAUCGCCUGCUGCUCUUGGCAGUGUCGUUGCAUUCGAUUCACAUCCUUUGUCAGAUUCUGCUACAUCGCCCACCUAACUUGUUUAGACGCUUGAACGUACCGCUCAAUGUCCCCGUGGAUCAAUUAAGACUGCUGCUGUCGAUGGAAGCCGGUAUUGACUGGCAGCGCCAGAGUGCAGCCACCAUACCAAAGGACGUCGAGUUGUUGCUCAAUCGUCUUGCUGUUCAUGGCAGCAGGAGCUUGUUCACAAGAUUCGGUCAACUUCCCAUGCAGUUGUGUCAAUUCUGUUCCUCCGUGGGGGACUAUGUGCUAUUCGAUUUGUCCUUCAUACUUGUCCAGUAUCUGCAGACUGCCACUCUGUCGCUACUGCUUACCACUGCUACGAACAGCCGUGAACACUUACGAAGCACCGCGCUUGGUAUAUUAAUCUGUGCUUUUCUAGCAGAAGGAUACGCCAUGACCUAUGCCAGUGACGUGCCGUUGUCCAACGAUGCCCAAUAUGCCUUCAUGUGGCAUGAAAACCUUUUCCUCAUACGGCACAUACUGUUCCUUGCUCUUCCUCUGCUCGUGCUAGUCUUACCACCGGUCCAUGGGGUCGAUCCCCCUUCAACAUAUUUUGCGCCCGCAUUAGCACACCUAGAACGCGCGCUCCCCAGAGCCCAUCUCCUUAGGUACACCCAAGAGGCUGUCUUGCAUCAUCCUCGGCUCCGCAAUCUUGCUCUCCGUUGGUGGUCACAACAGGCGGUGGAGGGCGCAGCCGCGAUGGCAGAUGAGACCGUGCAGAGGACUGCCGACAAACUUGGAUUUGGAUACACAAGACAGGAGUCACCAGAGGGAGGUGACGGGAAACUGAGAGUUCAUGCAAAGAAAGUCGUAGAGUCGUUGAAGGGUUUGCUUACGACUCCGCCGAACUAGGUGAUCGAGUUGUUACCUGUUACAGGUUGUGAGCACUGGAUUGUCCAUGUCAACCGACUGAGUAAUGUAUGUCGCAUCUAUUUCAUUACCGAACGGUUUGGCUCUGGUGGGAUGUGUGUACAUACAAAACCAAGUGUAUCUGCGC
This is a messenger RNA of Pisolithus orientalis, 1315 nucleotides long. RefSeq lists its product as uncharacterized. Bases 157 to 1170 code for a protein of 337 amino acids. NCBI's taxonomy places the organism in Eukaryota, Fungi, Basidiomycota, Agaricomycetes, Boletales, Pisolithaceae. The transcript has 3 exons. The record is from RefSeq and is a predicted model, not a curated record.